CACGGAGUUCUGCCUUCGAGAUGUUCACUUUCUGAAAAGAUAACUUGCCUGUGCAGAGCGCCUUACGAUUCGCUUUUCUCUCCCUCACUCCAGCAGUCUCACAGCCCUCAGGGUAGCAGUGGUUAUUCUCUCUUUGCACCCGGAGUAGGGAGAGGAGGUUGGCAUUUAAUGAGCUUAUUCAGUAGAAUAGGAGGCCUCGCCCUUUCUGGUCCUCAUUACUUUGAAUCUUACCAAGGAAAUAUAUUUAGCAGUGCAAAGGAAUUGCAAAAUUUGGGGACUAUUGUAACCGAGGCUUGAGAAUGGGAACGAUGAGACUGGUUUGGAGAACCGAAGGUUUCAGGUCAGGUUCAGAUGGUUUGUGAAAUCGUGGAGGAACGCGGCUAAACUCUCCUCUAGUCCCGUUAUUUUACACACUUCGAAUUGCUGUCAAGGAAGGUUAGCAGAACACUUCGGGUCUGCUACCACUGCAGGCACUUGGGACCACCAAGAAGUAAAAGCCAAACCCUGUCUCACAAAGCUUUGUUUUGUUUAAUUUGUGUUCGCGAACCCUCCGGUCAUCAAGUUGGUACUGUGCUAGGUGAAUAAGGCGCAUGUGCAGCCCUGCCCUGGGGAGGCACAGCAUCUGGUUGGGGAGAUAGACAUGAGAUGGGCAAGAAGAGAGGAAAUGUUAGCAAAUAAGGCUUCCUGGAGGGGAUGGGGUCUGUUCCCAUCUAAAGGACUACAAAACAGUGCCCAGAGAAACUGGUGGAGUAUCAGUGAAAUAGAACCCUCAGCAGGCAGAGAGAUUAUCUGUUGAGAGGCCUGUUUCGUCUUCCUCUUAGGUGACUUCUUGGAGCAUCUGGCACCGUCACCGCUCCUUCCUUCUGCAGUUCUCUCCAUGACUGAGGUUUUCCUCCACCUCUUGAGCCCAGAUGCCAGUCCAGCCUCCAAGCAAAGACCCGGAAGAGAUGGAAGCAGAGGGCGAUUCAGCUGCCGAGAUGAAUGGGGAGGAGGAAGAGAGUGAGGAAGAACGAAGUGGCAGCCAGACCGAGUCAGAAGAGGAGAGCUCAGCUGGCCCUGACUAUCUUCUCGUCCCAGAGAUGGAUGACGAGGACUAUGAGCGGCGCCGCAGUGAGUGCGUCAACGAGAUGCUGGACUUGGAGAAGCAAUUCUCUGAGCUAAAGGAGAAGUUGUUCAGGGAACGGCUGAGUCAGCUGCGGGUACGGCUGGAGGAAGUGGGGGCUGAGAGAGCGCCAGAGUACACAGAGCCCCUGGGGGGGCUGCAGCGGAGCCUCAAGAUUCGCAUUCAGGUGGCAGGGAUCUACAAGGGCUUCUGUCUGGACGUGAUCAGGAACAAGUAUGAAUGUGAGCUGCAGGGAGCCAAGCAGCACCUGGAGAGUGAGAAGCUGCUGCUCUAUGAUGCCCUGCAGGGGGAGCUACAGGAGCGGAUCCAGAGGCUGGAGGAGGACCGCCAGAGCCUGGACAUCAGCUCAGAGUGGUGGGAUGACAAACUACACGCCAGAGGCAGCUCGAAGACCUGGGACUCCCUGCCACCCAGCAAGAGGAAGAAGGCACCCCUUGUUUCUGGCCCUUACAUUGUGUACAUGCUGCAGGAGAUCGACAUCCUGGAGGACUGGACGGCCAUCAAAAAGGCUAGGGCAGCUGUGUCUCCCCAGAAGAGAAAACCAGACGGACUGUGACCCUGCUGUGUGCAGCCGGCACCGGACCCAGGAUUGGCGCUGUGCUGCGGCAGAAGGCAGACUGUACAGAAAGGCCUUCCGGCACUGCUGCUGGGCCUCCCCUCCAGCCACCACCGGUCUGGACUCCUCCUGUGUCCUGCUCGGGGCUUGGACAGCCAAGCCCAGAGCUCUGCUAGCCUGACGGACUGUCUCCUCCAGCCCCAACCAGCCCCUGCCGUCCCCUGCAAAGGUCAGCCCCGUAGGUCACCUUUCUAACAAAGAAGACGUGUCUCAUCUUAAGCCAGAUCACAUCCUCUGCUGACCUUGGACCUGGCUCCCAGUCACUGAGCCAGCAAGUUGGGCCCACUUCACAGGCACUCUGAGCCAGACAGUGUGUGUGGGGCUGCCCUGGCUCUUGCCGUGGUGAGAAGACAGGCUCCCCAGGUCCUGCCAAGGCUGUCCUUGGGGCCUGCCUCCCACAUCGAGGGGGCUGGAAUUAAAACAUUUCCUGGGA
Artibeus jamaicensis (Jamaican fruit-eating bat) is the source of this 2172-nucleotide messenger RNA. It is a transcript of the gene BRMS1, whose product is annotated as BRMS1 transcriptional repressor and anoikis regulator. The coding region runs from base 912 to 1679 and encodes 255 amino acids. Lineage: Eukaryota; Metazoa; Chordata; Mammalia; Chiroptera; Phyllostomidae. Gene Ontology annotation, biological process: negative regulation of transcription by RNA polymerase II. Gene Ontology annotation, molecular function: histone deacetylase binding. The record is from RefSeq and is a predicted model, not a curated record. The transcript is spliced from 10 exons. Gene Ontology annotation, cellular component: Sin3-type complex.